Molecule: messenger RNA, 834 nt
Organism: Physella acuta
Lineage: Eukaryota; Metazoa; Mollusca; Gastropoda; Physidae
Source: RefSeq, a predicted model, not a curated record
AGUGUGGCUAUCAUUCAAAUUAUUGACAUGUCCUUACCUCCAACAGAAAAAAGAGAAAAGAAAGACAAGCUUAGCCAAAGUUCCCCUGAUGUUGCCCAACUACAAGUCUACAGCACUGAUGGCCGUACAAUAUAUUAUUCCCAGUCCCAGCAACACAUGACAUUUUCCAGAAGUCAUCAUGAAGAUGUAUCUCAUGAAGAACCCAGCUACCACAGAAGUCAGGGUGGGGAAGCUGCCACAGGUUCCCUGUUUGGUGUCAGCCGCAGGAAAAGGUGUGCCAGUGGCCACAGUGAGGACAGUGUGGAGGAUCUCUAUGAGGAUCUCCACAGGCACCAGGUUCAUGACAAUAAUUGGUGGGACAAAAAAUCUUCCAAAAAAAAAAAAAGGCAUAACCACCAAUAUGCAGACAGUCACAGUGCUCCAAGCAACCAAAGCCCUAAAUAUGAACUGAGAGUCACUAAAAAAAGACAUACAAAUUGGGGGACUGAAGAAAGCAGCCAGUCUAACAAGAGAUUCAAUGAGCAGAGAGGCCACAGUUACCAGAAAAAUAAAAUGAAACCUUCCACUUCAUGGCCAACAUUAAAUGAAGAUAAAAAACAGAAAAAUGCAAGAGGAUUUAGGGCAAAAAAUAAAAACUUUAUGGCCAUAAAAAGCAAUUGUGAUCGCCGGGUGCAGCUUAGAAAAUAGUUUUAUACAAAUACUUUUCUUAUAUAUAACUGAAAGACAUUAUAAAAGACAUUAACAUACACAAAAAUUUCAUUUAAAAAUGAAUUUAGAAAUAAAUUAGUGUUAACAUUUUAUCUUGUACGCUCUAUUACUGGGGUGGGUUUUUUU